Messenger RNA from Musa acuminata subsp. malaccensis (wild Malaysian banana), 963 nucleotides. RefSeq names its product protein HEADING DATE REPRESSOR 1. The record is from RefSeq and is a predicted model, not a curated record. NCBI's taxonomy places the organism in Eukaryota, Viridiplantae, Streptophyta, Magnoliopsida, Zingiberales, Musaceae. Gene Ontology annotation, biological process: regulation of flower development.
AGAAACAAACAAGGCGAGAGAGAGAGAGAGAGAGAGAAAGGGAAAAGGGAAAGCAGAAACGGGUCCUCCUCCUCCUCGUCUUCCUCGUGGGUAUCUCCCUCUUUCCAGAGAGAAUUCUACUGCACACAGAAGAGACGCAGUUUGGGGAAGGGAGCAGGCGGUGAUGAUGGAAGGCUUCUCGCCGGCUUCUCCUCCCCGGAUCUUUUGGAAUUCCCGCAAGAGAUCAGCUACUGCCCGGAGCUUGGAAGACGCAGCAGUGCGCGCCGUCGCUCGAGCGAAGGAACCGGGUGAAACAGCGAAAGCCCACCCGGCUGCGGCUGACGAGCACCGCCCGGAGGAGGAGGAGGAGAAGGUAGGCAAAGCCGCUUUGUCCGAACGUCGGCAGGCGCUGUUCGAGCCACUGGAGCCCAGCUCCUACGGGCGUCGCACCCCGGCCGACGUCCUGCUCCCUCCGCCGGACUUCGAUCCCACCUGCUACCCCAAGGGGUGGCUGGUGGGGAAGAAGCGGAAGCUCGUGAACGUCGACGUGGUGGAGAGCAUGCGGAGGAUCGCGAUCCAAGAGAUGAACAGAAAGGACAAGGAGAUCGACGGACUGAACGAGCAGCUGGAGGAGGACGCGCGCUGCCUGGAACACCUGCAGGUGCAGCUACUGGAAGAGCGGAGCAAAAGGGUGGAGGCGGAGAGGCAGAACGCCAUGCUUCAGGACCAAGUCUCGAUGCUCAUGAACGUGCUGGAAGAAACCCAGGCAGUAGAAGAGGAGGCCUCUGGGGAUCACUAAUGCCUCCGACGAUACCAUUCCUUCUACCUUCUACUCUAUAUGGAUCACAUUAAAUUCAUAUGUUCAACUAAAUUCAUGUACGUGUGUUGUGUGCAUUCACUUGUAAUGUUGCAGUCUGCGAAAGGUGUGAAGAUGUAAUUAACAAAGCAUAUAUACAAAAGAUUAGUUUUGCUAUUCGAUCAAAA